ACAUCAUUCCAGAUAUCAGGUGUUGGCUAUAACACACGUGCGACUGUGGCUUUAUUUAUCAAGCAUUUUGAUAUAUUGUAAAACUUAAAAUGAAACGUAAAAAUUUAAAUAAAAUUAAUGAUGUUGUAGAAAACAGUGAUUCAGAUGUAAGUGAGGAGAAUCAAAGCGAAUCCGAAAAUGAUGAAAGCGCUAAUAUAGAAGAAGAAGAGGAUACAGAUGUAGAUUUGGCCGCCAGUGACACCUCUUCAUCAGAAGAUGAAGAGGCAGAGGAAGAAGAAAGCGUUGAACCUAAAACGAAAUCAGAGGAUACAGAUGAAGAUUUGGCCGCCAGUGACACCUCUUCAUCAGAAGAUGAAGAGGCAGAGGAAGAAGAAAGCGAUGAACCUAAAACGCAAUCAGAUAUUAUAAAAGAAAAUGUCCUUCAACGAUACGAGGAACGACAGGGCAAACAGCUUUUUAUACGUUUCCCGCACAAAAUCCCUGACACUGAGGAGGGUUUAGAGAAGAUGGCUAAAGAUUUAUCGCCUUUGAUCAAUAAAGUACAUAAACCACGCCAAAAACAUGCUCGCUUUUGUUUGGUAGAUUUCAAUAACAAAGAGGAUCGUGAUGCAGCAUUUAAGGCCCUUCGUGAGUCUAUACAAAAAGGUGAACUAGUAAAGCAUGUAGUUAAUAUUCCCCGAACAGAAAGUAAGGAAUAUAUCAACCAAUUGGCUGAGCGCAAAAUUAAAUCGGUUGAGAACAAAAGAGCCAAAGCUCGCUUAAAGAAAGCCAGUAAAAAAGCACUUAUUCAAAAAAUAUUUACCCCAACAGUUGUUGUACUAAACUUACCAAAAACUGUUUCGAUUCUUCAAAUAAGGGAACUGUUCCCUAAUGCUGUCGAUAUUCAAAUAAAGCCAGGCAAAGGUAAACUUAAUAAGGAUAAGAGUAUUGCAUCUGUUACUUUGCCAUCAACGAUGGAAGCUCGCAAGGCAGUCAAACAAAAAAUGUCCAUCAGUGGCAAUGAAUUAGUAGUUAAAUUUGAUAAUCACUUACUAAAGAAGAAUUUAAAAACUAAAAAGUCUAAAAACUCAAAACUUCCGACUGUCGAACAAACUGAAAAGGCUGAGGAAGAUGAACCGAAACCUAAAAAGGCCAAAAGGGUGGUGACAGAGGACAAUUCUGAAAAGGAUGAAGAAAGUUCGCUACACAAUAAUUCUAGUUUAAAAAUCAACAAGACAAUUAAACAAAAAAAUAAAAAAAAUAAAUCUAACAAAUAAUAAAAAAGCCAAUACACAUAUA
Molecule: messenger RNA, 1278 nt
Organism: Stomoxys calcitrans (stable fly)
Lineage: Eukaryota; Metazoa; Arthropoda; Insecta; Diptera; Muscidae
Product: nucleolin
Exons: 1
Coding region: 90-1256 (388 amino acids)
Molecular function (GO): RNA binding
Source: RefSeq, a predicted model, not a curated record